Aphanomyces invadans is the source of this 2712-nucleotide messenger RNA. RefSeq lists its product as hypothetical. NCBI's taxonomy places the organism in Eukaryota, Oomycota, Saprolegniomycetes, Saprolegniales, Verrucalvaceae. The record is from RefSeq and is a predicted model, not a curated record. Bases 1799 to 2548 code for a protein of 249 amino acids. The transcript has a single exon.
GGCGUGCUGACGAAGACGAUAUCCUCGUCAGCACUCAGCAGCCUCGAUGUCCAUUGUACAGGCCAGAGCCGAUGGCUUGCAUUCGUUUGGCAAUAAUGUAUACAUACAAAGCUAUGCAACUUACAUAAUGGUACAACACCCCUUGGGUGCCGGCGACUGCUUUUUCAUGUCGGCAGGUUUUUUCGACUUGGCCGAGGGGGGCACACGGUCGGACACAACCCGAGUCACGCCAUCGUCUACUUCUGGCUUCACUUCGAACACCGGUGCCACAGGUGGUUUGACGACGUCCUCGACGACUUGACGCGGUGAGGCAACUGCUGGCGUGGAGAUGACAACUUCGACUUCCGGCACAGGCGGCAGGGGCGUCACAAUUGUAGGGACUGCUGACGAGCCAAACCCUCGUGGAGCCGGCGUGGAUUGCUGCGGCCGAGCAGGGGACGACCCCAUUCCCCGUACAGCAGAGUCUGCUUUUGCAUCAGGAGUGGACGCAUUCUUCGCUAUGACGGCAGGUGGGGCCUGCACCAGGGAAGAUGCGACAGGUAUGGUUGGCGGAGCCACCCACAGUUUGGCCUUGAGAUCAUCGCUAGACGACGUGCGGACAAUUGAACCCUUGCUAGCUGGAGGGGGAAUGUCUGUGGCGAUCAUGGUUCGUGUGGGGAGGACAGUCGGCACGGCGCUUUCAUCAGGUACGUAAGUUGCCCCGCCCUUUUGAAUCCAGAGCCCCGAGUCGGUAGCAGGGGCCGCCGCCAGGGCCACAGGAGCAGCAGCAGCCUUGACAGUGGUGUUUUGGUUAGGAGAAAACGCACGCCGGUUGGUGCUAUCGUCCUUGCUGGCACGACUGAUAGUCGCAUCGCCAGUCAUGCCAGGCAGCGCGACACCAAGCGGUUUCGUAGGGGCAGUAACAACUGGGGGCUGAACAACGGGCGUCGCCUUGGGCGAUAUCACCCAUAGCUGGGCCUUGAGGUCGUCGCUCGAUGUGUUCCGAACGAUCGGCUGCUGGGGUCGAGGUGGUGGCACGACGUCGGUUGCAAUCGGAUGCCUUGUUGUCAACACGGUCCGUUCCGCGUUCGGGUCUGCCACGUAAGCGGCUCCGCCCUUUUGGAGCCACAGUCCAUUGCUCGCUUUUUCUCUCUGCGGUGCAACGGGGGGUGGGGACGGAAGGUCUCCCAUGGAGAAGCGCGACGCAAAAUCUGCGACGAUAUCGGGAGUCAUCGACUCGAGCACGCCGUCCUCGUCGGUUGUGUGGUCAAAAUCGUCAUGGUCUUUGUCGUCGUGCUCAGCGUGAACGUAGUCGUCCUGAACAUCAUCAUUUUCAUGAACAAAGUCUUCAGAUUCCCGGCAGUCUUCGGACGGACGGUACACACCCUCGUGGUUGUAGUCCGAGUCACUGCAGCCAUCGUCGAGGUGUCCGUCGUCGUCUGCAUGGCCGUCGUCUUCAUCGUUUGAGUGCAGCUCCCCCGUGUCCAUGUCGACGGAUUCCAUGAUAGCUUCGCCCACUGUCUUCAAAGGGAUAGCCGACACGACUUGUUUGGCAGCAUCGAGGAAUUGCCCACGGUUCUCGUACGCAGUUGCGACUUUCUGAGACGCGACGGCCGUCGCUUCUUUCGCCAUGCCGACGGAAGCAUGGUACGUAUCUGCAACUUUGUUGGCGACGGCCGCAGUCGACACGUACUUGUCCAAGAACGCCGAGAGUGGUUUGUCUUGAGAACUCGUCGGGGGCGUGUGGCGCAACGGCAUGCCAGCACCGCCAUAUUGCGGAUGCGCAUGAGCUUCCGACAACUGUCGACGGUGGAGUGUAAUGUCGACGGUGGGACGACCCAUGACCUGGCAGACAGCGUCGUACCAUCCCUGGAGGUCGGCAGAGGAGGACGCGCGGACGUUCACGAUGCGGCCGCUGUCGAGAUGGAAUUGGAGACCCUGUUCCGUCACGGUCACGUCCGACACCCGCCCGCCGCCUUUUUGGUUGCCGUCGAUCUUGUCGAAGUACGCCACAUCCAGGUCUCUUAAGACAAAAUACCGCGUUUUCCACGACUUGACCAUUUCUCCUUCCUUUUCAAGCCACCCGACGUACGUUGGUCGGUUCUGCAUCACUUGCUGCUGCUGCUGUUGGCGGUAUUGUUGUUGGUACGUGUCUCUCGUGGACGAUGUUUGGGACCGCAGCGUGUACGGAUUUUGCCUUUGCGGCUGGGGUUGCUGCGGGUAUUGCUGGGGUGGUGAUCGCAGAUUGUCGUUGGAGCCGCGGUAUUCGUACGUACUUGGCGACGCUCCACCCACACUGGAUUGCUCAGAUCGCGUACUGCUUGAUCGAUAUUCGCCCGCGGCAGCUGCCGCUGGCGCAGACAGGCGACUUCGGUACGUCGCGACGGCGUUCUCCAUCGCGUUUUUGCACAUGACGAAUUCUCCCACGGUUUUCGUCGUAAUGUUCAUGGCUUUGCCUUCGUUGCUCAUCAAGAUCAUGCAAUUGUCAUGCGAUUUGUUGGGUUGGACGCCGGCAAGGACAAACGAUCCUUUUUCCUUGGCGCGCGGGUUUGACACGUCUUUGUCAUAGUACGAGAUGUUCUGUCCCGAGAGCACCAAGAACCGCUUCUUCCACGACGGGACGACGCUUCCCUGCUUCUGGAUCCACCCUCGCCAUUCAUUCACGCUGGAAUCUUUCUGCAUUGUUGCCGCGCCCGCCCUUCGUCCAACUCGAUUGAUGUUGUGUGACUUGCG